AUGAGUGCGGAAAAAAUCCAAAUGGUGAUGGAGGUGAUUGAUGCCAUUCUGCGCGACCCGUCCAAACCCUGGGACAAACUGUUCAACUGGGUGGAGACCCGGACCGGCGUGAACCGAUUUAGACAGCUGCUGAUCAUGGUGACCGGCCUGUCAUUUUUGCUCUUAUUCAAUUGCGGGAGAGUAGCCAUGGUUAUCAGUAACGCGAUAGGUUUCAUGUACCCGGCCUACACGACGAUCGCGCUGAUGGAGACGCCCCGGAAUCCGGAGUCCACGGUCGAGACUACCAACAAAUGGCUGGCCUAUUGGCCCGCGUUCACCUCCAUACUGAUUGUGGAACAACACUUCGGAUUCAUACUCAGAUUCGUGCCGUUCUACCUGCUGUCCAGAACGCUGUUCCUCGUCUGGUGUAUCGCGCCCAUCAAGAACAACGGCGUGGCAAUACUAUACGCGAAACUGACCCCAUAUUUAGAUUUAUACUUCGACUAG
This is a messenger RNA of Cinara cedri, 486 nucleotides long. The record is from the annotation of a GenBank genome assembly. Lineage: Eukaryota; Metazoa; Arthropoda; Insecta; Hemiptera; Aphididae.